Molecule: messenger RNA, 2044 nt
Organism: Malus domestica (apple)
Lineage: Eukaryota; Viridiplantae; Streptophyta; Magnoliopsida; Rosales; Rosaceae
Product: protein PIN-LIKES 6-like
Biological process (GO): endoplasmic reticulum to cytosol auxin transport
Cellular component (GO): membrane
Source: RefSeq, a predicted model, not a curated record
AAUAUUAACAAAAAGCUAAUAAGAACAUUUUGAGGCGAAAGCGCCAACUUCAACUAACAGCAAAAGAGAGCGAGAGAGAGAGAGAGAGAGAGAGACAGAGAGAGAUUGGCACAGCAAGCAAAGAGUAGGAUAAUUUGCAGAGCAGGAGUGGAUUUCCCAGAAAAGGAGAGAAUUUUUGUCUGGAAAUCCCCCUUUUACAAUCCCGGAUUGUAAAUUUAGGGGGUGUUAUUCUGAAGCAAGAAAUGAAUUGUGCGAAAACCGGUUCGGGUUUUUCAUGAGAAGGAAUUUGUGUGAAUUGGGAUAUAGAUUGAAGAGACUGCAGUAAAGGAAAGUAGGGAAAACCAUGGAGAGGGUUUUGAUGGCGGUGCAUCUGGCGAAUCAAGUCGGAGGGGAAUCGUUACUUGGGACGAUCAAGAUCGCGGUGCUUCCCAUAGCAAAGGUUUUUACUGUGUAAAAGUAUAACAUCUUCCCAGCCAGUGGAAGAAAACUCUUGAAUGGGUUGGUCUUCUCGCUAUUGCUUCCAUGUUUGAUAUUUUCUCAGCUUGGACAAGCCAUCACCCUAAAGAAAAUGCUCGAGUGGUGGUUUAUUCCCGUGAAUGUCGUGAUUGGUAGCACUACAGGCUCCAUGAUAGGUUAUAUCGUUGCAUCAAUUGUCCGACCACCGUACCCCUUCUUCAAGUUUACAAUUAUACAGAUUGGAAUAGGAAACAUCGGGAAUGUGCCACUGGUUCUAAUUGCAGCUUUGUGUAGAGACAAAUCGAACCCUUUCGGUGAUACGUGUAAAGCAGAUGGGACUGCCUAUAUUUCAUUUGGCCAGUGGGUUGGUGCAAUCAUUCUAUACACGUAUGUAUUUCAAAUGCUGUCCCCCCCUCCUGAAGGUACCUUUGACAUUGAGGAGAAAGAUCUCCCAAUCAAAAGCCCUCAAAACAGCACGAGCAUGACACCUGAACAAAUUCCGUUGCUUACAAAUGAUGAAAAUAAUGAAGAGACAACACGUCAAGAAGAGGUUGCAGAAACUAAAGAGGAUGCAGAAACUAACUCAAAUGAUACAGAUAAACCUAAGAUUACAAAGUUCUUCGUAUUUAUAUACGAAAAGUUGAAGCUCAAACAAGUUCUCCAACCACCUAUAAUAGCUUCUAUCCUGGCCAUGGUACUUGGAGCAAUACCAUUUUUAAAGAAAUUGAUCUUUACAUCUGAUGGUCCACUUUUCUUCUUCACUGAUAGCUGCAGUAUCCUUGGGGAAGCCAUGAUUCCGUGCAUUCUGUUGGCAUUAGGUGGCAACCUUAUUGAUGGUCCGGGAAGUUCAAAACUUGGUCUACGGACAACUGCUGCAAUUAUAUUUGCACGACUAGUCUUGGUGCCCCCGGUAGGACUUGGCAUUGUAAUGUUAGCCGAUAAGCUUGGCUUCCUCCCUGCCAAUGACAAAAUGUUUCGAUUUAUCCUGCUGCUCCAGAACACAAUGCCUACAUCUGUCCUUGCUGGUGCUGUUGCAAAUUUAAGAGGCUGUGGUAGAGAGGCAGCUGCCGUCCUGUUCUGGGUGCACAUAUUCGCCAUCUUCUCCAUGGCCGGGUGGAUCGUCUUGUACCUCAACCUACUCUUCUGAAAAGAACUUGCAAAUUGUUGCUGUGCCACUCACCCCUAUCUACCUUCUGCCAUUGAUUUAUCCGGCAGUCGAUGUUAAUAGCCGUAAGAGUAUAUAGCUGAACUUGGAAACUAUUCAUUCAUGUAGAAUACAAGGUGUCAACCUGUUCACAGUAACUGAGCCGGAGGAAGGAGCAUCCCGCCCGGCUGUUAAUUUUGUUGUGACAGCUGCCAUUUACGUCCAUUAAUUUUUCAGGUCCGUAGAAGGGCAGCUGUCGUCUACAUUCGGCCUUUUCUAUGAGGCCCCGACUGGUUGUAAAGUGGAAGCAGUUAUUUAGGAACGGGGGAGAUCCUACCCCUUCUUCCUUACACGUCUGUGACUAUAAUCCUGUAUUUGGCUCAUCUCAUUCUCUUUUCAUACGAAUUUUGAAGUUAUUUUUUUUGUAAAAUUUUACAAAUUAAG